UACUUAGAACGAUGACCCAAAAUCCUGGUUCCACCAAUCCGCUUCAUGGCUGUUUUGACAAUCUCGUCCCAUGGCUGCUUUCGUUGACUCGAUCGCCGUUCGUCCUUUUGCUUCAACUCUGUCUCUCAAUCUCUCUCAUUUGCGUUCCAAACCGUUCUUUUCUUGAAGGAAUCAUGUCUUCUUCUUCAAUCACUCUGUUCUGCGCCGUAAUUUCGAUUCUAAUCUCCAUGUCCAUGUCAGUCUCCGCUACAGAGUUCAUCUUCAACACGAAUUUCACUUCCACUAAUACUCUGCUCUUCGGCAACGCUACCGUUGAUUCAUCUGUUCUUAUUCUCACAAGGGAUUCAACUUUCACCAUCGGCCGUGCUCUAUACCCUUCCAAAAUCCCGGUCCGUUUCUCCGAUUCUUCUUUUUCCUUUGCAACUUCCUUCAUCUUCUCCGUCACUCCACAGCCAAAUCACCUCCCCGGCCAUGGAUUCGCCUUUCUCUUCACACCUUCUACUGGAAUCAAUGGCACGAGCUCGGCUCAGAAUUUGGGGCUUUUCAAUUUCACCACUAAUGGUAACCCUAAUAACCAUGUCUUCGCUGUUGAGUUCGAUUCCUUCCAAAAUCAAGAGUUCAACGACUCGAAUGAUAACCAUGUGGGUGUAGAUUUGAAUUCUCUUGAGUCUACUGCCUCAUCUACAGCAGGGUUUUGGAAUGAACAUGGAGAAUUCAAGGAGUUGAGGAUCAACAAUGGAGAAAUUUAUCAGGUUUGGAUUGAAUGCUUAAACUCUUUGGUUAAUAUUACAAUGGCUGAAUUGGGAAUGAGAAAGCCUAGAAAACCAUUGAUAUCUCUGUCUGUGGAUUUCUCUGAAUUGCUUUUGGAUGAGAUGUUUGUAGGAUUUACAGCCUCCACAGGGCAAUUAGUUCAAAGCCAUAAGAUAUUAUCAUGGAGUUUUAGUACCUCUAAUUUGUCAAUUGGUGAUGCUUUAGUAAGAACGAAUUUUCCAUCAUUUGCUCCUCAUAAUGACUCUAUUUUUAACUCAAUAGCUUUCAUUGUGGGGAUAAUUGUGGGUGGUUCUGGGCUUGUGAUCAUCUGUUGUAUUGUGGUCUAUGUUCUUGUAAUUAUCAAAAGAAGGGGAAGAAAGAAACCAAUGGAUGAUGAUAUUGAAGAUUGGGAGUUGGAAUAUUGGCCUCAUCGGUUUGCUUAUGAUGAUGUUUAUGCAGCAACUGAUGGGUUCUCAGAGGCCAAUGUUGUUGGCUUUGGGCGUAAUGGAAUGGUCUAUAAAGGGGAAUUAGGGAGAUCAAAGGUUGCUGUGAAGAAAAUCUCUGUUGAAACUGAGUGUGGAAUGAGGGAGUUUAUGGCUGAGAUUUCGAGUCUCAGACGAUUAAAACAUAGAAAUUUAGUAAAACUUAUAGGAUGGUGCAAGAAAGAGAAUGGAAGCUUGAUCUUAGUGUAUGAAUUCAUGGAAAAUGGAAGUUUAGACAAGAAGUUGUUUGAGUGUGAUGAGAAUACGACGCUGAGUUGGGAGAAAAGGAUGAAGGUUUUGAGCGAUGUAGCGACGGGGCUGCUAUAUCUGCAUCAAGGUUGGGAUUACAAGGUUAUACAUAGUGACGUUAAAGCAAACAACGUGCUACUCGACAAGGACAUGAAUGCAAGGUUAGGAGACUUCGGGUUGGCUCGAAUGCAACCCAACAAGAGAAUGGUAGACAAAAAGCAAGUGGUGGGAACUGUUGGGUACCUGGCGCCAGAGGUGGUUCGAACAGGGCGAGUAUCGAUGCAAGGCGACGUUUUCGGGUUCGGGGUGUUGGUUUUGGAGGUGGUUUGUGGGCGGAGAGCAAUGGAAGAAGGGAAGCCAUUGUUGGUAGAUUGGAUGAGAGGAGUAAUGGAGAGGAAUGAGGUUGUAGUGGCUGUUGAUGAGAGAUUGAAAGUUGAAGAGGUUGGAGAAGAGAUUGAUGAAAUGGAGAGAAUGGUUUGUUUGGGAUUAUUAUGUGCACAUCCUGAGGCUGGUGCAAGGCCAACAAUGCAACAAGUUAUGAACAUCUUGGGUGAGAUAAACGGAGAUAACUCAAAUCAUCGAACGUUUGAACAAAUCAAAACAUCUUCUUCUUCAACAUCCUUCGUUGAAUCAGACGUUUUAAAGAGUGGUCGUUAGCUGAACUUUGAUUGUUUUAAUACAGGGACGACGGAUUCAGUCUUAGACUUCAUUAUGUAAAUUCAGUGUUUAUACUAUGUUUAGAUGAUGUGAUCAUAGCUACUCAUUUAUUUUGAUUCAUUUUUGUAAAAGAAGUACUUAGUGUGAAAGAUUUGAAUUAGAGGCUCGAUAUGGAGGAAAAUACUUCUGUGAGAAUUGGCGUUAACCUUACUAGUAUCUAGCCUUUGACAUGUUGUAUAUUCAAACCCAUUUGCAUGUGGUUUUCGAACUCCGACAUACUAUAGGUUGGUCUCCUCUCGAUUGCUUCCUUCUUUCCUCGACAACGUUUAGCUCGGAUAUGUCAAGUUGGGGACUAGGGAACGUUGAUGUUUCUCUUACCUAUCCUUUCAAGACGAUUUGCUCAGAGGUGGGGACAAUGGACCAGUGGUUUUUCGGCCGGACCCCUGAGCAUGAUGGGAUACUGAUAUCUGUGGACGUGGUCAAGCACCAUAUCCCAACUUAGUCGGAGUCGAGCUCGAGCAUCACAUCUUGCCAAUAUGAAAUUGGCACCAACACAUGAUAUUGCACAUACAAAUUCUCUACACUCGCCCAGAGUUGGAGGCUCCUUUGCCAUCCUUCAUGCUUCAAUUGGAUAUAAUCUUUCAUUUGCUUGGUUGCCAUAAAGCUUUUGAGAUGAUGCAUAAUGUUCAAAUUUGAGAUGAUCCUUCAAUAUCGAGAGAGGGGAAUAGCACGCACGUUCAAGUUGUUCAACGACAUCAUACUGUUCCCUGCCCCCUAAACGAAGCGAUAUUUGAGAUGAAGAUAACGUGAGGUUGCCUUCACAAGUCAACUUUACAACUAGAAGUACUUCAAUGAUAUAUCCCGAUUCCCAACACACAUAAACCUUAAUGAAAGUGUACGUUGUCUAAGGAGCUUUGGAGGCAUGUCUUCUCUUCUAAUGUUUCUUUUGAAUACAUGAUAUGAAUGAUUGGACAACGUUAGACCA
Cucurbita maxima (winter squash) is the source of this 3123-nucleotide messenger RNA. RefSeq names its product probable L-type lectin-domain containing receptor kinase VII.2. The coding region runs from base 12 to 2138 and encodes 708 amino acids. The transcript is spliced from 2 exons. Gene Ontology annotation, cellular component: plasma membrane. Gene Ontology annotation, biological process: protein phosphorylation. Gene Ontology annotation, molecular function: protein kinase activity; ATP binding; carbohydrate binding. The record is from RefSeq and is a predicted model, not a curated record. Lineage: Eukaryota; Viridiplantae; Streptophyta; Magnoliopsida; Cucurbitales; Cucurbitaceae.